Vigna radiata var. radiata (mung bean) is the source of this 550-nucleotide messenger RNA. RefSeq names its product mini zinc finger protein 2-like. Gene Ontology annotation, cellular component: nucleus. Gene Ontology annotation, biological process: regulation of developmental process; regulation of DNA-templated transcription. Lineage: Eukaryota; Viridiplantae; Streptophyta; Magnoliopsida; Fabales; Fabaceae. Gene Ontology annotation, molecular function: DNA-binding transcription factor activity; transcription cis-regulatory region binding. The transcript is spliced from 2 exons. The coding region runs from base 56 to 379 and encodes 107 amino acids. The record is from RefSeq and is a predicted model, not a curated record.
AUACGAUGUCUUGUAUUAUAAAUACAGGUUUUAGGGCUAGAGUCUUCAUCAUGUCAUGUCUAUCAGAGAACAAAGUAGGGAAUUUGAAGGAUCGGAGAGGAUGAUGAGGAGAGUGAUUCUGAGAAGACAGCCCCCGCGACGAUGCCCGACCAACAACACGGUGACGAUCGUGAGGAAUGUGCAACAUGGGGAGUGUCAGAGGAAUCACGCGAUCAAUGUCGGAGGAUUUGCUGUGGAUGGUUGCAUGGAGUUCUUUCCGAGUGGAGUAGAAGGAACUGCUGGGGCUAUGAUUUGUGGUGCAUGUGGUUGCCACAAGAAUUUCCAUCGGAGGGAGAUACAUAUAAAUGUUACUUGUCACUGCAAUUCUAACAGUGGAUAGCAUGUUUUUUCCGUUAGACCAAUUACAUAUGUAAACCCCUCUGUGAUGUCUGUUUUCUGUGUCGACUUCUUUUCGCUUUUAGUUCUUGUGUUUUUCGAUUUUAGCUUAUUCAUGUUAUGCUUUCGUCACUAAUGUCUGUCAAGGCAAAGUUAAUAAGAUGUUUUUGUUUAU